Phanerochaete carnosa HHB-10118-sp is the source of this 1803-nucleotide messenger RNA. RefSeq lists its product as uncharacterized. The record is from RefSeq and is a predicted model, not a curated record. The transcript has 3 exons. Lineage: Eukaryota; Fungi; Basidiomycota; Agaricomycetes; Polyporales; Phanerochaetaceae. Bases 105 to 1478 code for a protein of 457 amino acids.
CGACUGUCCUAUCCUGUUUCCUGUAGUUUUCCCCUCAAAAAGGUCGCUACGAACACCCCAACAUUCGAACUAACCUGCUAGUGACCCACCCCGGAGCCACCAAAAUGCCUGGCAAUCUCCUUAGCUCCCACUUUCGCACUAUGUUUGAGGACACCCUCACAUCUUCGCAGCAACAGCAAGCCAUUGACUCGUUACAAGACUACAUCCACGAGAUCCAGUAUGGUACCGACGACCAGCGGCGCGAUCUCGGCAUCAUCGACGACGAGGACGAGGACCCGGAGGUGAUUGGCAGGAAGCUUGGCAUUUGUCUAGAGAAGUGCUAUUGGCAGCUCGUUAUGUUCUUCAAGAGUUCGAAGCCAUCCUUGAUCUCCUCUGCGGAGCCAUACCUGCGCUAUCUGCUCGACUCGUCCUCGGUCAAAUCUGAUUCGACGCACGUCCUCGAAGUCACAGCAUUGCUCCACCUCGCGGCCGCGCUGGCGGCCUCCGCCCCAACACUGCAGUCGCAAACGACCUCACUCGCGCCCCUCGGCCUCCUGACCCCCAGUACCUCCUCUACGAGCUCCUUCCACCACGAAUACGCGCCACACAGCCUCCCGACUGCGAACUACGCGUCGAGCUCGACGCGCGACGACGAGGCACUCGCGCUCUUCACGCGUGCAUUUGCGCUGUACGACGCCGUUACCCGCUCGCGCGGCAAUUCGCCGUCCCCGACGGGUACACCUGCUGCCGAGCCGUCAGGAAGCGCUCUAGGUCUCUAUGUCUCCCCGAGGCCGACGCCCUUCAUCGCCCCCGCAUCGCCCAUGUUCGCGUACGGCGCCCCGCUGAGCCCGUGCGCGGCGCUCGACUCCCCACGUGCGAGCCGCCUGUCAGGCAUCUGCGGGCGCAAGGGCAGGUUGCCGGCGAAGACCGAGCUGUGGGCGCGCGCGUCGUUCGUGCGGCUCCUGCAGCGGCUCGCGUUCUGCGAGGAUGAGGUCCAAGCUGAGGUGCAUCUGCAUGAGGCAGAGCGCCAGCUGUAUAGGAUGCGGUCGUACGUGCACGAGAACCCGUAUGCGCUGCCGCACGACAAGUACGAGACCUUCCUGGCCGAGCUCGCGCGCGACUUUGGCAUCGCUCUCCCCCUGUCUGGUACCACCGCUGAAAAUUCCCUCGACGACCAGCCCAGCAUCUCGCGCAGUGUGACCCCGCUGCGCUUCUCCGACGCCAUCAAGCCCGUCCUGCGCGACAGCUACCCGUCGCUCCCACCCUCGUCCUCUUCAUCGAGCUCCUCCGGGUCCUGCUCUUCGGCAUCGUCCUCGUCCAGCGCAUCCCCGCAAACGCCGUAUGCACCGCUCUCACCUAUGAAUGCCUUCGCGCACGCCCUCCGCGAGCGCGAGGAGACGAAGCGGCCCGUGCUCAUCGUCACGGCUGCGCUGCGCAAGCUUGACGUGGCGGGUGAGGUGGAGCACCACGAGCAUGCUGAGGCCGCCGUCCGGCAAUAAGAUUCAGAGAGGGCGGGAAGGCGUUUGCCGCCGUCUCCGUCUUUUGCACAAAACCACUCUUAAAGCACUUUGAGGCUAAGGAUGGGUUUCCAUUGCGAACACACGUUGUCAUGCGUCGUGACCGAUCACCACCAUUCGCUCAUUCUAUCUCUGACGGACUCCUCAUCUCAUCUUCAUUAUUUUAUGUCUAUGUCGCCUUUGUUUGUUGUCACCUUUGCAUGUUUGUUGAAUCGGCAGCUCUACCCUUAAUGUGUGUGUUUGGUCGGUGUGUAGACGAGCACAUCUCGCGUUUUGUAAUCUUCUUCGUCGGAUGUUGACAAUCCCC